AUGCAGCGCGUGCUCCAACUCCUGGCCGUAGCCUCCUCGGUGCUUAGCGGCGCCAUGCACAUGCCGGACGCGGCCAAGAUCGUCAACCACGGGCUCAUCAUCAACACCGCGAAAGGACCCGCAUCGGUGAUCGUCGAACCCGUCGACCACUUUGGCGACGACGACGUCGUGCACUCGAUUCGCCACCUCCAUAACAUUCGGCCCGAAGGGCAUACGUCUGGACGCGGUCCAGCGUACGUGGCAGCCCGAAACAUCUCGGAAGGCGAUUCGAUCGUGAGCCUGCCACUCGCCAGCAUCAUGUCUUCCAAAACAGCGGCAGAGGGCCGGAUUCAGGCGCUGCUUCUUGCCAACCCGGACUUGCCGAACGCAGUGGUGCUUGCGCUCCACGUGCUCGAAGAGAAGUUCAAAGGCGCCGACUCCAAGUGGUUUUCGUUUCUGCGGUCGCUGCCAAAGACGCUCCGCGGCACCAUCUACCUGCCCGACGACGAAAUCGACCUCAUCGAGGGCUCGCAGCUGCACCGGCUGACGCGGGCGCGGUUCGAAGCCAUCUCGACCUUUUACGACGCUUUGCACGGUCCAUUGACGUCGAAUGCGAUGGACCCGCCGCUCUUCCGCCAACUCGACUUCACGCUCGAAUCGUUCAAGUGGGCGCUCUCGAUUGUGUGGGCACAUGCGAUCCUGGUGCCAACAACGUCGCAGGCCAAUCCCGCCGACGUCGAGGCGUUUCUCGUGCCGAUGGUCAGCACGAUGGGCCACAGCGCGACCGCGCGCAACCACUUUGACGUCAACUACGAGACGCAAACGUUCACGAUGGUGGCGACGCAGCGCUAUGGCGUCGGAGACCCCGUCGUCAUCAACCUCGGCGACAACUCGAUGACGCUGUACAUGCUCAACUAUGGUUUUUGCGGCGACCCGUCGCAUCUCGAUACGCUGCCGUUGGCGAUUCAAGUCGAGGCGAGCGACCCGCUCCUCAAGUUCAAGACGUCGAUCCUCGAGAUGAUCAACUCGACCAUGGAGGCUCCGUACGAGCUUGGCCUCGACGCGCCGUUGCCCGCGAGCAUGCUGCAGUCGAUGCGCAUCAAGGUCAUGACGAGCGCCGAGAUUGGCGCGUACGACGCCGCGAUCGGCAUGGAGCGCAUCGGGCUGCGCAACGAGUAUGCCCUUUCCCGAGCUCUCCUCCGGACAACCGGCGCGAUGCUCGAUGCGUACGCGUACCCGCUCGACGAGAUGCGCCGUGUGCUGCGGACGCUGGAGGGUCGCAGCCGGGACCUCGCGCGGACGGUCAUCCACGAACAAGAGAUUUUGUCGGCGACCAUGGCGGCGGUCCGCGAGCAUUGGCACGGCCUCCUCCUCGACGCUGCGUUCGUGCCCACGUAG
Saprolegnia diclina VS20 is the source of this 1377-nucleotide messenger RNA. RefSeq lists its product as hypothetical. The transcript is spliced from 8 exons. NCBI's taxonomy places the organism in Eukaryota, Oomycota, Saprolegniomycetes, Saprolegniales, Saprolegniaceae. Gene Ontology annotation, biological process: peptidyl-lysine monomethylation. Gene Ontology annotation, molecular function: protein-lysine N-methyltransferase activity. Bases 1 to 1377 code for a protein of 458 amino acids. The record is from RefSeq and is a predicted model, not a curated record.